Messenger RNA from Trichobilharzia regenti, 1065 nucleotides. Lineage: Eukaryota; Metazoa; Platyhelminthes; Trematoda; Strigeidida; Schistosomatidae. The record is from the annotation of a GenBank genome assembly.
AUGGUCAAAAAGACUAAAAAACAGAAGCUCAGCUUCCCUGAAGUCCAAGGAUGGGUGCCAUACAAGGCAUUUUCUAAGAAAAAACUCGAAGUAGAAAGUACGGAAUCUCAGUACGCAGAAGCUCCAAAGGACUGGAAAGAACCAAAAUUCAAUCCUGAAGAUAAUCCACAUGGCAGACUCUUCGCCUCAUCGUCAUAUGUUACUUUAUUUCCAAAGUAUCGUGAAAAGUAUUUGAUUGAAAUUUGGCCUGCAUUAAAAAGGAUAAUGAUGGAACAUCAUAUUCGCGUAGAGUUGAAUGUGGCAGAGAGUACAAUGGAGGUUCGAACAACACCUAAAACAUUCGAUCCAUUUAUUAUCCUAAAAGCACGUGAUGUUACACGUUUAUUGGCUCGUUCUGUUCCAAUGGAACAGGCUAUACGUGUUUUAGAUGAUGAAUUUUUUGCAGAUAUCAUCGAAAUUAAUUUAAAUAAUCGUGAAAGAUUUGUUAAACGACGCAAUCGACUUAUUGGUCAUGAUGGUGAAACAUUAAAAGCUUUGGAAUUAUCUACUAACUGUUAUAUAGUUAUACAAGGAAAAACUGUAGCUGUUGUUGGCCGGUACAAUGAUUUAAAAGAAGUACGUAGAAUUGUACAAGGAUGUAUUUAUGAUAAUACCCAUCCUGCUUAUUCUAUUAAACGAUUACUUAUUAUAAAAAAGUUAUCUAUGGAUCCGACAAAACACGAUAUAUCAUGGGAUCGUUUUCUGCCUAAAAUGAAAAAGAAAGUACUUAGUCGUCGAAGAAAACCUCAUAAGGUACGUAAAAAGAAGGAGUACAAUCCAUUCCCUCCGCCACCAGUUCAAUCGAAAAUUGAUAUUGAACUUGAAAAAGGUACCUACUUUUUAGCUGAAAGUGAACGUAAACGACUUAAAAUGGAAUCGGUUAUAACAAAAUCGAAUAAAAUUUCUAAAGAACGUCAAAAAGCUAAACGUGCAGCUGUACUUAUCCCUCCAGAAGAAAGAAAUAACAAUAAUAAUACAGAUGGUGGUGGCAAUGAAUCGAAAAGGAUGAAAUUAGAGGCUAUUUAA